AUGCCCCGCAACAUCGUACUCGCCGAAGCACUCGACAAAAACAAGGACCUUGACAAGGUUGCCGGUCACUGGCAGGCUCCUUCCCGCGAAGAGAUGCUCAACAGACUCAAGAACGUCGACAGUGACGGCAAGACUGCUACAGCAGACAUCUAUGACCUUUUGGUGGUCGGUGGUGGAGCUACAGGAACUGGUGUAGCCGUUGAUGCUGCAACCCGUGGUCUGAAGGUUGCCUUGGUUGAACGCGAUGAUUUUGCUUCAGGCACCUCUUCACGCUCUACCAAACUUGUCCACGGUGGUGUCCGUUAUCUGCAAAAGGCAAUUUUGGAACUUGACUAUGAACAGUACAAGCUUGUGGUCGAAGCUCUCCAUGAACGCAAGAUCUUCCUGGAGAUCGCUCCUUACCUGGCCAACCAAUUGCCAAUCAUGCUUCCUGUCUACAAGUGGUGGCAGAUGCCUUACUACUGGGUAGGUUGCAAGAUGUACGACUUGUUUGCCGGUAGAGAAGCAUUGGAAAGCAGUUACUUCUUGACACGUUCAAAGGCACUUGAGGCCUUCCCUAUGCUCAAGAAGGACCGCCUCGUGGGUGCAUUGGUCUACUAUGAUGGUCAGCACAACGAUGCACGAAUGAACGUCGCGCUUGCUCUGACUGCUGCUUACCAUGGUGCUACAGUUGCCAACCAUUGUGAGGUUGUCGAUCUCACCAAGGGAGAAGAUGGUAUGGUCAACGGUGCUAAGCUCAGAGAUACCUUGACUGGAGAUGAAUGGAACGUUCGCGCAAAGGGUGUCAUCAACGCCACUGGUCCAUUCACGGAUGGUCUCCGAAAGAUGGAUAACAAAGAAAACGCAGAGAUUGUAGCACCUUCUGCUGGUGUCCAUAUCAUCUUGCCCAACUACUACAGUCCUCGCAACAUGGGCUUGUUGGAUCCCGAUACCAGUGAUGGCCGAGUCAUCUUCUUCUUGCCCUGGCAGGGAAACACUAUUGCUGGAACAACGGAUUCUCCUACAGAUGUUACUCAGAACCCUCUGCCCAAGGAAGAUGAGAUCAAAUGGAUUCUGGAUGAAGUCUCCCAUUAUCUGAGUGCCGAUGUCAAGGUCCGUCGCAGCGAUGUUCUGGCUGCCUGGUCUGGUAUCCGCCCUCUUGUGCGCGACCCUAACGCCAAGAACACCGAGUCUUUGGUGCGCAACCAUAUGAUUAACGUGAGUGAGAACAACAUGAUCACCAUUGCUGGUGGCAAGUGGACAACCUACCGUGCCAUGGCUAUGGAGACCGUUGAUCGCGCAAUCGAGGUCUUUGGUCUCAAGCCCACCGGGCCCUGCAUUACCGAAACCGUCCAGCUGCUUGGUAGUAAAGAGUACACCUCGACUAUGUUUAUCCGUCUCGUACAAGAGUUUGGCAUGGACACUGAGGUAGCUCAACAUUUGGCAAACAGUUACGGUGACCGCUCCUGGGUUAUUGGCGCCAUCGAAGAUCCCACUGCCAUGAGCUGGCCCGUCUAUGGCCAGCGUAUCUCACCAAACUAUCCUUACAUCGAAGCCGAGGUUCGCUACUCUGUCAGACAAGAGUAUGCCUCAACCGCUGUGGAUGUUCUGGCCCGCCGUACCCGUCUCGCUUUCUUGAACGCCGAAGCCGCUUACCAAUCCUUACCCCGUAUCAUCGAGAUCAUGGCAGAGGAACUCAAGUGGUCUGAUGAGCGCAAGAAGGAAGAAUACCUCAACACCAUUGCAUUCUUAGCUACCAUGGGUCUUGGUGAAAAGGCAAAGGCACACGCAGAUUCAGUUUCUGCUUAA
This is a messenger RNA of Phycomyces blakesleeanus NRRL 1555(-), 1788 nucleotides long. RefSeq lists its product as hypothetical. Gene Ontology annotation, cellular component: mitochondrion; glycerol-3-phosphate dehydrogenase (FAD) complex. NCBI's taxonomy places the organism in Eukaryota, Fungi, Mucoromycota, Mucoromycetes, Mucorales, Phycomycetaceae. Bases 1 to 1788 code for a protein of 595 amino acids. The transcript has 6 exons. Gene Ontology annotation, molecular function: glycerol-3-phosphate dehydrogenase (quinone) activity. Gene Ontology annotation, biological process: glycerol-3-phosphate metabolic process. The record is from RefSeq and is a predicted model, not a curated record.